Messenger RNA from Calidris pugnax (ruff), 1052 nucleotides. Its product is annotated as F-box only protein 5-like. Gene Ontology annotation, biological process: negative regulation of meiotic nuclear division; regulation of mitotic nuclear division. The record is from RefSeq and is a predicted model, not a curated record. The transcript is spliced from 5 exons. Bases 63 to 1052 code for a protein of 329 amino acids. Gene Ontology annotation, cellular component: nucleus. Gene Ontology annotation, molecular function: protein binding. NCBI's taxonomy places the organism in Eukaryota, Metazoa, Chordata, Aves, Charadriiformes, Scolopacidae.
CCGCGCGCUCAGGGCCGGCGGGAGACGGCGGCGGCGCAACCCUGCAGGAUACAAACAGAUUAAUGAAACCAAACCUUAACCCCUCUUUCAAAAUGAAAUGCGAUUUUGAUUGUACGUCUCUUCCUGCUGGGUUUGCACCACUGAAGUCUACUGUGGAGAAAACAAGACUGGAAGAAUCCUGCUCCUUGAAUUGUAAGGAAGACUUUUGUAAAAGCUGUGCUGAAGAGCAUCAGAAAAUACUCCUUAGUGACUCAUACCAUGCGGCCACCAGAAAUCUAGACCUUGAAGAUGAAGGAAGACCUAUACACAACAAAGAAAACAAACAACUAACCCAGACACUUGAUGAAGGUAUCUAUGAAAUGGAGGCACUGGAAAACAGUAAAUUUAAUGAGGACAGUGGUUAUUCCUCUAUGUUAAGUAACCAAUACGCUGAUGCAGUAGAACAUGACGAUAGUAUACCUUUGGCUGGGAAUCUCUGUGACACACCAAAGCAUUGUUUCAAGAACCAAAACCAAGCACAGUUUUCAAAGAAGACUUUGUUGCCAGUAAUCCAUUAUGAAGAAAUGAUUUGCUCAACUUUGAAAAAAAAUGGGAAAAGAAAUCUCAAGUCUUGGGCUGUGGUAGACAGAAUUGUUUUUAGAGGAAAGGUUGAACUUUGUAACCUAAUUGGAAAGAAAAUGGGAUUAGACACGAUAGACAUUCUUGCUGAACUCUUCCAAAAGAACCUGAAGCAUAUAUUAGCAAACAUCUUAAGGCAUCUCGGUGAGAUGGAUUUAGUAAAUUUUGCCAAGGUCAGCACAACAUGGCAGAAGAUUCUACAGGAAGAUAAAUGUAUUUUCCAAAUAUAUAGUAAAGCUGUGAAAAACCUUUCUAAUGGCGCUAAGGCAUCAGAACAUGUUGCAACAAGGGAAUAUGUUCUCUACCGAGCGGCUCUAGCUUCCAUUCAGAAAGCAACCCCUCCAAAAAACUUGAGUAAAAAAGGCACCAGAUCCAAAGCAUCUAAGAAUCACAGCAGGCUCAUGGAGUUUUCUGAGGUGACUAGUUGUCCUUAA